AUGUCUGGCGACGUGCAGAUGGCAUCCACAGAGUCGCCAACACCCAAGGCAUGGGCACCUCCGCGAGAGCUCCGACGCCAACAGGUGCUGCCUGACCGCGCAUCGACUCGUGAGGACAUUGCCAACGCGUUGGGCAAGGAGUCAGAUCCCACACGAAUGGGCAUCUUCCUGUGCCUUCUGGACGAACGCCCUCACCUCCACCCAUCGCUUCAAGCUCUCCAUGCACACCGCGCACGCGUACACGGGCGCCCAGUGCCAGACCCUACGCGAGAGUCACCGGGCCAGGGCUCAGAGUGGACAGCGUGGAAGCUCACGCCUGAAGAGGAGGCCCGGCGAGCAGCGUGGCUGGCCCAUCCUUGA
Molecule: messenger RNA, 360 nt
Organism: Cutaneotrichosporon cavernicola
Lineage: Eukaryota; Fungi; Basidiomycota; Tremellomycetes; Trichosporonales; Trichosporonaceae
Exons: 4
Coding region: 1-360 (119 amino acids)
Source: RefSeq, a predicted model, not a curated record